UCGGCCCGCCUUCCGCCGACAUUGCUACUGCGCCUCCAGCAGUGCCCCGCCCGCUGCGGUCGCUCCAGCCAGGGGGCGGAGUGAAAGUAGCCGUGGGGCGGGCAUGGGACUAGCCAGGCUGCGCGCCCUGAGACGCCCAGCGGGUUUUGUACUCGUUGGUGGGGCCGCCGGUCAGUCUGUGGCAGUGGGAGCGGCGGCCGCAGCGGGAGCGGCAGCAAGACGGCGAGGUGAAGGAGGGUGGGCGUCUGGCGGAGUCCGCAGUUUCAGCAGAGUCGCUGCAGCCAUGGCCCCGAUCAAGGUGGGAGAUGCCAUCCCAGCAGUGGAGGUGUUUGAAGGGGAGCCAGGAAACAAGGUGAACCUGGCAGAGUUGUUUAAGGGCAAGAAGGGUGUGCUGUUCGGAGUUCCCGGGGCCUUCACCCCUGGCUGUUCCAAGACCCACCUGCCAGGGUUUGUGGAGCAGGCCGAGGCUCUGAAGGCCAAGGGAGUCCAGGUGGUGGCAUGCCUGAGUGUUAAUGAUGCCUUUGUGACUGGCGAGUGGGGCCGAGCCUACAAGGCGGAAGGCAAGGUUCGGCUCCUGGCUGACCCUACUGGGGCCUUUGGGAAGGAGACAGACUUAUUACUAGAUGAUUCGUUGGUGUCCAUCUUUGGGAAUCGACGUCUCAAGAGAUUCUCCAUGGUGGUACAGGAUGGCAUAGUGAAGUCCCUGAAUGUGGAACCAGAUGGCACAGGCCUCACCUGCAGCCUAGCACCCAACAUCAUCUCGCAGCUCUGAGGCCCUGGGCCAGAUCACUCCCUCUACCCCUCCCUAUCUCACCUGCCCAGCCCCGUGCCAGGGCCCUGCAAUUAGAACCUUGGCCAGAUUUCUGCAAUAAACGUUUGUGGCUUGUGCCCUUCUUCUU
Messenger RNA from Cebus imitator (Panamanian white-faced capuchin), 899 nucleotides. It is a transcript of the gene PRDX5, whose product is annotated as peroxiredoxin 5. Bases 104 to 772 code for a protein of 222 amino acids. The record is from RefSeq and is a predicted model, not a curated record. Gene Ontology annotation, biological process: cellular response to oxidative stress; cell redox homeostasis; hydrogen peroxide catabolic process. Gene Ontology annotation, molecular function: thioredoxin peroxidase activity. The transcript is spliced from 6 exons. NCBI's taxonomy places the organism in Eukaryota, Metazoa, Chordata, Mammalia, Primates, Cebidae. Gene Ontology annotation, cellular component: mitochondrion; cytoplasm; peroxisome.